UCGGGCUCGCUCUGUAAAAUCGCGCUGAACAUGGGAGAUUUUCAGGUUUUUUGGGCAUUUUAACGGUGAUAAAGGUGAUAAGAGUGAAUUCAAGCGGUUUCCCAACUCCCCACCGUUGUUCCCUUUGCAGCAACCAUGGCGGGAAAAGUGUAAGGAACUUGGAGAACCGCAGCCCACCGACGAUCGUGUUGUUUGUGCAGCACGAUUCUCACGAUCUCGCGAUAAUUGGUGGCCAGUGAAAAGACGGGACAACGACGAUGAGUGCAAAUAAUUAGAUCUUCCGACGGUUCGAGGUCACUUUCGAACGGUUGCUUAGCGGAUCUGGAUCACGAAAAACGGUGCUACUGACCGCGAUAUAGCUCUCAUCGAAAACACAGCAACAUGCUUACGUCGAAAAUAAGCAAAGUGAGCAAGGUGGUGAUCUGCGGUGCGAAAGGGGUCGGAAAAACCGCUAUCCUGGAGCAACUCAUCUACGGGAAUGUUACGAUCGAUUCGGAACUGCACAGCACAAUUGAGGACACGUACGUGGCCAGCGUUGAUACCGGCAAGGGAAGCAGAGAUAUGCUGCGCAUCUAUGAUACGGCCGGAUUACAGGGCAACGUGCAGUUGCCGCGCCACUAUCUCCUCUAUCCGGAUGCCUUCAUCGUGGUGUACGAUCCGAGCGAUCCGGCCAGUCUCGAUAUGUUGGCCGGCAUUAAAAGUGAUAUCGACAAGUACAAGGAAAAGAAGGAGAUAAUCAUUAUUGUGAUAGCCAAUAUGCGAUCUCGCAAUCCACGCACGGUCGGUACGUCACCCAACAACGAAGGUUCACCGAAUGGGAACCACCAGCAGCAGCAUCACCUGAACGGCGGUAGCAACCAGAUGAGCAGCAGCGAUAUGAUUGAAUCGAAUCUCAACCGAGCCAACAACUGGUGUGCCCGGGAACGCAUCAAGCACUACACGGUGAAUGCGAUGGAACGGGCCUCACUGUACGAACCGUUCGUCCAGCUGGCCAUCCGACUGUAUCCAACGCAAACCAAGAGCUCGUUCCAGCUGCGGCAACUCACCGGGCAGAAGGCGUCAAGGGUGGACAACAGCUAAUGCAUUCAGUUCUCCCUCCCUUCCGAUUCCACUCCACUAUGGCAAAGAACUGGAUGUGUAAAACCAAAAAAAUAUGAAAAGGCCAAACAAGGGUCACGAAUGGAACCCAAUAGCAUCGGGGCAACGGGUUUUCCUAUUGGUCUCUUCCUAGCUUAAUAUGGCGUUUUGAGCCUGGCGCUCCUAGUGCAGUGACAAACGCUUAACGCGGCAACAGUACUGGAAUUGUCACUAAACUGAACUAUCUAUAGGGACUGUAUCCUCUUAAGUGGCAAUUGUAUUUAACUUAUGUAUUACUUUUUUUUUAUCUCGUUGUUUCGUCAUAUUAUUUGUCUGUGACAACCUCUGUUCGUAUAUAGUGAAGCACUAUGGAUACUUAAGUUUGCAAAACAUUACCCGGCAUAGCUCAGUUCAGGGAGCUUUUAUAUUGUUUAAAAUAAAGUAUUAUUCAAUUAUGAAACCCAGUA
Molecule: messenger RNA, 1544 nt
Organism: Anopheles aquasalis
Lineage: Eukaryota; Metazoa; Arthropoda; Insecta; Diptera; Culicidae
Gene: kappaB-Ras
Product: NFKB inhibitor interacting Ras like 1
Biological process (GO): Ral protein signal transduction; negative regulation of canonical NF-kappaB signal transduction
Molecular function (GO): GTP binding; GTPase activity; GTPase activating protein binding
Source: RefSeq, a predicted model, not a curated record